Molecule: messenger RNA, 378 nt
Organism: Tetrahymena thermophila SB210
Lineage: Eukaryota; Ciliophora; Oligohymenophorea; Hymenostomatida; Tetrahymenidae
Exons: 1
Source: RefSeq, a predicted model, not a curated record
AUGAUGAUGAUCAUCAUCAUCAAAACCAUCAACACCAUCAUAGAAACUCUUAAAACUUGGAGAUCAGGACAUUAAACCAGAAGAGUAUUCAUUUAAGGUAAAAUUGUUUCAGAGUUUGUUCUGAUCCUUAAAAUGAGGCUAUAAGUGAAAUCAGUCCAAGUAGAGGGAGAACAUGGAUGCGUAUCUUUUAAAAACCCAGUUAAAACUGAUCUUAUACUUGAUUUAUAUGAAAACAGUUAUCUAAAUGUAUUGAAAACUUUACAAAAUGAGUUUAUGUUUUGUUCAUUAUAAAAUAACUGGUUAAAUUUUAAUAACCCAAAAUAUCCUCUACCACAAAAUAAUUAAAGUAGAAAUCAAAAUUUAAGUAGAAACUCUUGA